AUGUUCACUAGUAAGAUUUUGUUCAAUAGCCGUUUGGCAUCGCUCAACUUGAAGAACAAGAAUGUGGUCGGAGUCACCUCUACUUUGUUCCCAGUCGGUGGUGUGAACGCACAAUCACAACCAUUGUUCUUGCAACAACAAUACAAUGAGCUCCACAAAUUAGAUUCACGUGGUCGUCGUCUCUUCUCGAGCAAGCCAUUCACCAUGGUCGAGACUAAGCUCGAGGAUGUCCAACAACCAGAGCGUCCAAUCUCCCCACAUUUAACUAUUUAUAAACUCCCAAUGCCAGCUAUACUCUCAGUCACUCAUCGUGCUACUGGUAUUGCUUUAGGUGUUGGUUUGGCUACCCUUGCUGGUUUGUCAGUUUUUGGUGCACACGAUGUUCCAUAUUAUAUUGAACUCUUCAAGCAAAGUUACCCAAGUUUGGUCUAUCCAGCCAGAUUCUGUGUUGCUUUCCCAAUCACCUUCCAUGCUUUUGCUGGUAUUAGACAUAUCUAUUGGGAUACAUUUUUGAAGGGAAUUAACACUAAGCCAGCCGAGUUCACUGGUAUGAUCAUUCUUGCAGCCUCUUUGGGUGUCUCUUUAAUUGUUACUUUCUGUCAAUUGACAUCAGCCUAA
Heterostelium album PN500 is the source of this 618-nucleotide messenger RNA. RefSeq names its product succinate dehydrogenase (gene sdhC). Gene Ontology annotation, cellular component: membrane. The coding region runs from base 1 to 618 and encodes 205 amino acids. NCBI's taxonomy places the organism in Eukaryota, Evosea, Eumycetozoa, Acytosteliales, Acytosteliaceae. Gene Ontology annotation, molecular function: succinate dehydrogenase activity; electron transfer activity. Gene Ontology annotation, biological process: tricarboxylic acid cycle; mitochondrial electron transport, succinate to ubiquinone. The record is from RefSeq and is a predicted model, not a curated record. The transcript has 3 exons.